AUGCCUCCACGACUGCCGCUGCGGCUUCUGUCGCAAUCUGUCUCGUCGAUUUCAUCCUCCAUUCAGUCACAUGUCUCACCAUCGUUUCUUUUCCUAUUACCAUCCAUCCAUACCCAGACCCGAGCGGCUUCAAUUCUAGCCUCGCUCUCCGACAACCCAGGAGCAUACAGCAAGAAGAUCCGACGCGGCCUUGGUCCUGCCUCAGGCAAGGGAAAGACCGCCGGUCGUGGUCACAAGGGUCAGGGGCAGAGAGGAAGCAAGAAGGCAUUCUUCAAUGGAGGACAGACGCCGGACGAAGUUGUGCACGGAGAGAGGGGCUUCGACAACAUAUUCGCGUUGAAAAUAUCUCCCGUCAACCUUGAUCGCAUCCAAGACUGGAUUGACCAAGGCCGCCUCGAUCCUUCACAGCCCAUAACACUCCGAGAACUGGUGAAGUCUAGAUGUAUACACGGCAUAAAGGAUGGAGUUAAACUGCUCUCACGCGGCGGAGAAGGCGCCCUCAAACAACCUAUCACGAUCAUUGUCUCGCGCGCCUCUGCCAGUGCAAUCCAGGCCGUCGAGGCAGCUGGUGGCUCCAUCACGACUCGAUACUACACCAGACACGCCAUAAAGAGGAUUUUAAGCGGCAAGACUGAUCCUUAUGUCUCUCUUGCAUGGAAGGAUACCUCGGAGAAGCUUGCUGAGGCAGCCGCCAAGGGCGAGGACGUUUCUCACAUCGACACCGAGCUGAUGCAGAAAAUUGGCAUGGGCAUCGAUAAACCGUUGACAAAGGGCAAUGGGUUCCAGUACCGUUUACCUGACCCGACCAGCCGAAGGGAUAUUGAAUAUUACCGAGACCCAGCCCAUCGAGGGUACCUGAGCUACUUGGUCAAGGAGGGAGACAGCCCCAGCUUGUUCUUCACGCCGCCAUCCGCAGAGCAGAAGGCGAAGAAGGCCGUCAAGAAGUCGGCAGAGAACAGAGUCUGGUAG
This is a messenger RNA of Trichophyton rubrum CBS 118892, 969 nucleotides long. RefSeq names its product mitochondrial 54S ribosomal protein YmL10/YmL18. Lineage: Eukaryota; Fungi; Ascomycota; Eurotiomycetes; Onygenales; Arthrodermataceae. The coding region runs from base 1 to 969 and encodes 322 amino acids. The record is from RefSeq and is a predicted model, not a curated record. Gene Ontology annotation, biological process: translation. Gene Ontology annotation, cellular component: mitochondrial large ribosomal subunit. Gene Ontology annotation, molecular function: structural constituent of ribosome. The transcript has 2 exons.